AUGGACAUUUUUCCUGGUUACAUUCCACAUCAGCCAUCAAAUACAACUGGCCAAAUGGCUUGUAACAAUUCUUCCUCGAUUUUUUCAGGGAGAUCUUCCUAUUCAACUACUUUUUCACAUUCCUCCACUAUUAACGUCUCCUACGAUUCGCCGAUAGAGCAUUCCACUAACGAGGACAUUGAACACAGAGUCAGCUAUUCCCAGAGAUUGACAAAAACUUUCAACAUAGCCAAAAAUGCCACUAGCAAAAUCAGUGAAGACGAUAAAAAUAGAACAAUUUUACUUUCUUUGAAUGCUGAAAGAAUCGAGACAAACAAUGGGCUAUCGUCGGCAGGAGUCGCCAGUUCAGGAUUCGAUUUCUUAAAGGAAAAAGAGGAAACAAUAAAAUCCUCCGUAAACUCUGUACAAAUGAGACGUGGAGAAGAGGAUUCAGGUGUAGAGAUAACAUACCAUUCAGGCAAUAGUGUCGACAGUGACAAUGAGGAUGACUACGAAGAAAAUGAGGACUAUUAUGAAGAGGGGAUCGAGGAUAUAAGUCAGUAUGAAGAUGAAGGGGAAAUGCAGUGCUGUUUUGGCAUCACGAUAGAUGUGCUAACUCUAAUUCCAAGAAUUAAAGCGCAAACCGCCAAAUACGGUGUGAAGCUGCCUAAUCUUCUGGAGGUGGGGGAAUAUUCUCUGGAAAUCCAAGUGAGUCUGAGACUAUAUUUUAAGCCCAUAUAG
This is a messenger RNA of Protopolystoma xenopodis, 720 nucleotides long. The record is from the annotation of a GenBank genome assembly. Lineage: Eukaryota; Metazoa; Platyhelminthes; Monogenea; Polystomatidea; Polystomatidae.